AUGGCGGCCGUCAGGCGAGGUGAGCUCAGUGCUGCUAAGGCGCCGCUGUUAACGCCAGGGCGAGUGAGGGGAGGCAGGCCCGGUUCCCCUAAUCAUGCGCGCGGCUCCAGAGCCUGGUGACGAGGCUGCCGGUUGCUCACUGGGCUGUGUUGGCCUUGCCUGGUAUUAGGUUUCCAUGGCAACAGAGAAGCAAAAAAUGCGCGUUCUUGCUCGGAGUGGCGUUUUAUUCCUUAGUAAACGAGGCUCAGAUUGCAACCCCGCAGUCCGUUCUUAAGUACGUCCACGCAGGAAUUUCUCUGCGUUUUGUAAGUGUUCGUGAUUAGGGCUUAGGUGUCUAGUUCUCAUUGAGUUGGCAAGUCUCUUAAGCAGAGCGCUGUCGCCUCUGACUGGGGCGGAGUGUUAGCCUGAUUGAAUGCUUCUCCUCCAUCGGCACCCUCCAACAUAAAAUUAUUUUACAUAGGAAACUAGAUAUCAGAGUGAAAGGUUGUGUUUCAGCUUAGCCUUUUCCCUGACAUUUCUUUUCUACAUGGAGAGGAUUUUCGGUAUCGAGAAGUAAUUCAUUUAAUUGCAAAAGCCUCCCACAGCCAGAAUUAAAUCCGUAUAGUCCAGGAGUAGUGAGCCUUCGGGUCAGAUACAGCCCUCCUGUCCUGCAGCUAGCCUUGGGCACCCUCCCCAGCCCACACCCCUUACAGAGGCACUGCUCUGCUCUCUCCUCUGGUGUUGCUGGUUGUUUUUUUUUUUGUUUUUUUUUGCCUCCCUGGAAUGUGGCCUUGAACUGUGGCUGCCUGGAUCGAAAGGUGUGUGUGUUUGUGUGUACACAUGCACACCCCUAGCUUUUGUGUGUCUGGAAUGCAGCCUGUACAAAAGUGAGAGUCCUAGCUGUUGCUCCGCCCGUUUUCGCCUCCUGCCCUGCCAACACUGGUGUCCUGGCCCUGGAUGGUUCUAUAUGAGAGAAAAAGCUGAAAAAGGUUCCCCACCCCUAGCUUAGACACAGGUUUGCCACCUCAAGUAACAACAGAGCCAAAAUCUCAUUACAUUAAAUGGAUUUUUUUCUCCCUAGUAAUUGUGAUCAGGCCUGCAGCUUUUUGAAUGACUAACGGGUCUGCUUACUGUGAGCUUUCAUAAGUGAUGAAGUAGACUGUUGCCUACAGCAACCAAUGCUUAAUCAUCCAAUUAUUCUAAGCAGUUUUGACUUUCGAAGUACGCAGAAUUAUUGGAGAGCAAAAAUGUACAGUAGUGUGGGAGUGGGGAACGCUAUGGUGCUCCAGGUUCCCCACCCCUGCACUAUUUAAGCACUCAAGCACUCACCAUCCUUAGCUGUUGGCCAUGUUGGUUGGAGCUGCUUGGAGUUGGGGAAGGCUGAUGUAUAGAUUACUGGACAUACCUGGGAUCUUGGUCCAAAUAUGGGUGACUUUGAGCCCACUGCUGUCUGUCAUAAUAAUAACCUAAUUCUCAGGUUAUUGUAAGGACAAAAGGGGUGGGCUAGAGGAUAUGUACACUCAGGGAGCACAGGGGAGAAAAAGUGGGAUGAAUAUGUACCCCCCCAAAUGAAUUGUAUUUGUGGGAAAUGCCCCUCUACUUACUGGAUGGGAUGCCACAUUUGUCACUUCAGAGCAGUCAAGAGUGACCACACAUUAAUGGCUGUGGGUCGAAUCCAGCAAAGGCACUGCAUGAGCAGAACAACUUUGAUUUGUGUAACAGAACAUCUCCCUCUCCUACAACUGAACACUCCCCCAAAUUUGCUCUGGAGGGCUGGUGGGAGGGAACCCUGAGCAAAUGUGGGAAUGGUGUGGAUGGAGGGGAUGCUCUGCUGCAUGUGUGGAAGUUUCUCUUACAUUACUUUGUUGGUUACAACCCUUAUUACUCUUAGCCCUUUAUUUUUGCAGUUUAAUAUGGCUGCUUCACUAUAUUAGGUGCUUGGGGGUUCACAAAAAUAAUUUGGCCAAUAACACAGGCAUUGUGAUUCUUACUGGGAGUGUUUCUGUGACCAUGUACUUUAAAUACAUGGGGUGUGUGUGUAAUAGUUAUGGGUUGGAGGGCUGCAGGUGGCAUUAGUAAUGUAAUGAAUAAUAUAAACUCUCAUGUGGGACAGUUCACAGAGAUAUGUAUUAUUUUUUAAAGUGGCAUUCAUCAGACUGUAGAUGUUGGAUUAGAUGGAGAGGGUAUCCAUACCAAUCAGUUGCUUAAACAUAGUGUACCAGAGGCUAUCUUACAUUAAAUAUAAUUUCAGGCUACACCUCCAUCUUACAGUCAUGCCCACAUCUUAUGAAUUGUUUGCACUAUAAAGUGUAACUUCAACUACAUCUAAAGGUUUAUUUUGUUUCAACCUGAUUUAAAGACUGACUUAGGCUCCUGUUGUUCACAGACUUAGAAACCAUAGCAUGCUUAAUUCACUAGAGGGGGAUAGAGAACUGCUUUGUGUAACUAGUUUAUACAUCAAGCAUUUUAUGUAAGCCUAAUAAUGUAUGACAGUGAUGAAUAACUGAAUUCUUUAUGUCCUUCCUAGCUUUGUUACUUCUUGCUUUAAAACAUAACAUUCUGAUCAGUUUUAGACUUUAGUUCUAUAACCUCUGUGCAUGUUUGUGCAGAAAUAAGUUCCAUUGUGUUCUUUAUGGCUUACUUCAGUAGUGUGUUUAAGACUGUAGCCCUAAACUGAAAAUAUGCCCAAGAUGACUUACCGUAUUUUUCGCCCUAUAGGACGCACCGUCCCAUAAGGCGCAACUAGUUUUUUGGGGGGGAAAUAAAGGGGAACAAAUUAUUUUCCCCCCAGGCGCGGGGCUGGGGCGGGGGAAACCCGAGCUUCCCCGACCCCAGCCCCCAAACAGGCAGCUCUCUGCAAGCCGUGGGAGCCCAGCGCUGGCUCCCGCUGCUUGCUGAGAGGUCCGCGAAGCCUGGACGCGCUGAGCGCUCCCGCUGCUUGCGGAGAGGUCUGCGAAGCCUGCAUUCGCCCCAUAGGACGCACACACAUUUCCCCUUCAUUUUUGGAGGGGAAAAAGUGCGUCCUAUAGGGCGAAAAAUAGGAUAAGUGGUUUGUAAAUUGCAGCAUUAUCCUUGCAGGGAGUAGGGGUGGUAUGAAAUAGAUCUUUCAGCAUUGUGUUUACAGCUUUGAAGUGAGCUGUUCAUGUUCUAACUGGCUACUGUCAUAGCUUAAAUUGUUUUCCCAGUAGCUUUGAAAAAAAGUCAUUUCUGCUGUACAACAUGUAUUCAGCCAUUCUUAGGUUUUUAAUCUUUGGUCCCAAAAUUAUAGACUCUGCUAAUUAUUAUUUUUGUCUUAUGUACAGGAAGAGCAACAUCUGUUGUAUCCUUUCUCAUUCAUUCAGAUGAUGAAAUAAUUUUGCUUCUUUCUAUCUGUGAUUUUCAUAUGUUUUAUGUGAGUGCUUCUUUGGGGUUCCUCAAUGAGGACUAAGGACUGUCAAGCAUGUUGCAGAAUAUGAUGCAAUGCAGGUAUUCAGUAGCAAACAAAUUGACAUGGGGAAUACUACUUGAAGACAUCUGAAGGCAGCCAUGUUUAAGGGAAGUUUUUAAUGUUUGAUGUUUUAUUGUAUUUUUAAUACUCUGUUGGGAGCUGCCCAGAGUGGCUGGGGAAACCCAGCCAGAUGGGCGGAGUAUAAAUAUAUUAUUAUUAUUAUUAUUAUUAUUAUUAUUAUUUAAUUAAUUAUUAUUAGUAAUUAUUAUUAUUACUGAAGGUGGAAAGUUUUAAAACUGCUGUUAUGUUUCAUUAUACUCCGAUAAGUUUUAGUUUGUAAAUUCAUAGUGAAAUUUGAGAUAUGUGAAACUAGUAUAUGUUGUCACUAAGUACUAUACUAGAACUUGAUUACCGUAAUCUAUAGUUUGGGAAACUAAGAAAUGAAAUGAUCAGAGUGGUCUCUAUAAAAUAGAGUUGUAUCCAUUGAUCUUACUCAGCUGAUGAAAAGGGUUAUAUCCGCAGAAUGGAUCAGGAAGCAAUUUUCUUUGAUUUCUCCUAUCACUGCAGUCAUCCCCCCCACCAUGUCCACCCAAAUCUGCUCUGGAGGGUCCCCCAACACUCCAGACACAUGGGUAAUACAGUUUGUAUUACAAGUUCCCCAAAAAGCAUUCCAGUCUUCAAAUAUUUCUGCUGCUACAAUUCCUUCUCAUUACUUCAGUCUGAAGAAUGUGAAUACUCAGUUCUGUUUCAGUAGAACUGACAUCCACUCCACAAGCUGGAAUGUAGCUAUUACCUGUAGGUCUUUUAUAGUGCAGUCCUAUGCAUGCCUACUCAGAAAUAAGUCUCAUUCAGGUCAGUGGGACUUAACUAAAUGGGCAUGGCUCCUUCAGAUUCAUUCUUUCAAAUAAAUAUUUGACUGUGUAUGAGUGUGCAGAGUUCCUACAGGCAUUGUUUCCAAGAGCAAGUACCUCGCUUUCAGUAAUUCAUGUGUUCCAGCAAGACUGGUGUAUUUGCUUUUUUCUGUAAAAAUAGAAAGGGACCGUCAAAACAAUGUAGAGAAAGCACACUUCAGCUGUUUAAGCAUUGCUCUGUUUUGGAAGGUUGACUCCUUAUGUGCUGCUGUUGGAUUUAUAGAACUGAAGAAAACUGACAGAAAUCAACAAUUGUUUGAGUUUGUGCACUUCAGAUGUCCUUCAGGAAUUUAUAAGAUAAGUAAAGGAAGAAGAGGUAAAAUCAGUCAUGGUUAAGUGGGCGAAGGAUUUUGUUUACAAUAUACAAAUUGUGGAAUGGGAAAAUUUAUGGAGUAGGGAUUUGAAAUUCAUAGCUUGCUUCACUAUAAAAGAAAACUUUAUGAAGAUGCUAUACAGGCCAUACCCCCAGCAAACUGUCCAAAAUGUACAGAACCAGCUCAAUUUUAUGCUGGAGGUGUAGAGAGUUAGAGGGAACGAUGUACCUCAUAGGGUGAGGUUGCAAAAAAAUAAAGAGCUUUUGGGAACUUAUAUAAAAUGAAUUUUUAAAAAAACUGUUCAAAAUAAUGUUUAAUAAAAAACCGGAAGCCUUUCUUUUAGGCAUAAUGGCAUCAGACGUCCCAAGAGGGAAAGGAAGGAUCUUUUUGCAUGUAACAACAGCAGUGAGGAUGCUGAUUGCCAAGGGGUAGAAAGGAGAUAAAAUUCCAUCAAAAUAGGAGUGGCAAGUAAAACUGUUUGAAUAUAUGGAACUAGCAUAUAUGUCGGAAAAGAUCAGAGAUCGAUCAACCCAAAAGUUUGAAAGGGAAUGGGAGAUUUCAGACAUUAUUUAAAAGAACAGUGUCCCCAUAUAAAAACUUUAGAAUGCUUUGAAUAACUGUCGGAAUUGAAUAAGGUAUAAAGAACACAAACAAGUUUUAAUAAAGUUCAAGCUUAUUGAAUAAAUAGAGGCAAGUAAUUAAGGAAACAAAGAACCCAUAUCAAGGAAGUCGGAAGUUGAAAGCUGGAAUAUUUUUGUGCAUUCGCGAUGUAUUCUAUUUCUUUUUGUUUGUAAGAGAUGUAUUGUCUUUCUUUUGUUCUCUUUUCUUUUUCUUUUUCUAAGCUUCCUUCGUGUGUAUGUGUUGAUUUUAAACCAAUAAAGAUUGAAUUUUUAAAAAAAGUAAUUUAUAAGAUAACCAUGAUGUUAUCAACUUAUUCACUUUAUACUGGGUUAUUCCCUACCUCUUAGUGUGCAAUUAGCUGAGAUUUUCUUAGCAUGAUAGCGUGAGUUGCAUUUCCCACUUAAAACCUUGCUUAUAGAUUACCCCUGAACCUGGGCUCAGCAUGGUUUAUACAUUUGGAUGGAGAAAUGGAACCCAAAGUGCACACGUGGUUCUCAUUGCCAUGAAUGGAAUGGCAAAACCCUCCACAUGUGAAUCAUUUACUCUCCAUUAUCAGUCCCCUCUGCUAGAAUGCAGCUCAGCUCACAGUUUGGGUUAAGCAAAAUACCACAGAAAUCUUUGGAAAGUACAACACAAACUCUUACGUCAGGAGUUCCUACGUCAGUCUGUGAACCACCACAAGCUUCAUUCAGGUGCUCCAUGGCAUGUCAGUGGAUUUUGCAGUUGGAGAUGGUGCAUCCAUCAGAUUGAAUAUGCCUGUUGAUUUUUAAUUGCAUUUUCAUUGCUUAUUAUAUUUCUUAUGUUGUAUUUCAUUGUAUUACAAUUUGAAUUCUAUGGAGUUACAAUUGUUAGAAGAAGCAGAAAAAUCAUUAAACCAUUAUCAUUUCUUCAUAGGAGGUAUGGCAGAAACCUUAGUUUAUCCUGACCUAGAUUGCUAUUAAGUUCUGUGACACAUUUCAGUCUAUAAAAUGCAAAGCAAUUUAUUUUUCCUCACACCAACUCCUUGAGGAAGGUUAGGAUGUGGCAGAACAAUUGUGUUGAAGGCCACCAGGUGAGCUUAGUGAUUCAGUAGGGAGCUUCCAAACCCAGUCCUAAUGUGCUUCAGGGUUACAGAUCUGAUGAGCCAGCUGUCAUGAGCACUGCCAUCUCAAGUUUUUCUGAUCUCGAUCAGUAGACAUUGCAAGUUUAAUGGGUGGUAUUUAAACUCAGUUUUUCUGGAUAUAGAUCCACCGAAAUUAACAAACCUAACUUUUAGUCAUGUUCAUUUCAGUGAGUCCACUCUGAUUAAACCUUAGUUGAAUACUAGUCAAUAAAAUUCAAGUAGGUAGUUCUUCUUACAACUAGAAUGGUGCUUAAAAUAUUUAGUGUGUUGGAAUCUUAAGAUGCAGGAUGGAAUUAGAAUAGGAAUUUGACUGAGCCAGGAUUGAAAAGUCCUGGGUAUUCCCAGUCCAUGGCCAGUAAUAUUAUUUUCUAAGACUUUUGAGGACUGAAAUACCAGUGUACAUUAUUUUGAAAGUGCAAAUAACCCAGCAAAGGCUUUUGUCACUUGAAAAUUCAUACUCCAAAUCAUACAAGAUUUUCAUAAAGCCACUGCAGGAAUAGUCUUCCUCUUAAUGGACUGUGAAAGUUAAAUUGCCUUUGAUCUUGUUCUCAGCCUUCAUAAAAUCCCGUAGCUUGAACAAAUAGUUUUAUACAGAUACCCUUUCAAGAACUUUUUUUAACUUUAACAAGACCUUCUGUAUCAACAGUUUUCACAAUAAAUGUUUCAUCUAAGGCGUACAUUGCCAUACCUUGAGAGAGCGCAUAGCUCUAUAGCAGUCCACAUGCUUUGUAUGCAGGAGGUCCUUGGUCAACCUCUAGUUAACAGCAUCUCAACUAACAGGGCUGAGAAACCCCUCUCUAUCUAAUACCUUGGAGUGUUGCUGUCUGAAGUGGGGGACGGGACACGGGACAUGAUUUGAUUGUUUUAAAACCAAUUUCCUUGACAGAAACUGCCAGCUGUCAUCUGUUCCCUUACAGAUCCUUUUCUAUUUAAAUGUAGUUUAUUAUAUAUUUUAUUUUUUAGCAACCCUGAUGAUUAUUAUUUAUAAAAGUAAGUUAAUUCAAAUACACAGUUAAAAUAGCUGUAUUGUGGACCUCUUGUUACUUGUCUUUUUUCAUUAUUUAUACUUUGCUCAUUGGCAGGUCAGGUUUUCACGUAUCCAGAUGAUUUCUUAGCUCUUGAUCUCAUAUUGCUGUUCAUUAUGGCAGUUCUUGAAGCAAUCAGGCUAUACUUUGGUAAGUUGGAUAGCAGCAUGCACAGUAGAAUCAUUGUUAAAUAUUAAUCCUUUGGUAAGCAUACAUGUCGAAACAUGCUGAUUCAUGACACCUAACCAAUUACUUUACAACACAUUUAAAUACUUUUAAUGUUAAACAUUAAAAUGGCUGGCUGACCUACAUGGGUAAAAGUGCAAAUGAGACUUUGCUAAAUACUAGUUAAAUAAGGGAUAUAUUUGUCAAGGUCACACUCCAGUCAAAUGCAUGUUUGCCUGGAUGUAAGUUCCAAAGUAAGAGUCUAUCAGUUGCAUCCUAAAAGAGGGCAAUUUUACUAAACCAUAAAAAUCAGGAGCAGAGGCUGUGCUCAGGGGCAUAGGAAGGGGGGGGGAGUGGAUCACCCCAGGUGCCCUCACUGAGGGGGGUGACAUUCAGCCUGCCUGCGACUCCCAAGCUUACCCUGAGCUAUCAGAAUGGGGGGGAGCUGCACCGCUUUGCCAGUGGCAUUCCCCCCUCCCCCUUCGUUUUGACAGCUUGGGGGAGGUUUGGGAGUCGCGGGUGGGCAGCGCGCUGUUUGCUUGCCACGGGUGGCUCACUCCACCCCCGUCUGCAGGGUGCGCGCGCCACUCUGGGCAACCGAGUGGCUAUCCUCCGCACCACACCCCCCCCCUUGGGAUUGCGCCUGCCCUGGGCAGCGCGGGCAUAUGCUCCACCACUGGCUGUGCUGUGCCAUCACUGUCCUACCAGUGGCACCACUGCCACUUGCUAGGACAGAGAGAUUGAGUCUGUAUCAGUUUAGUGGCAGAAGCACCAAAUUGGCUUUCACCAGUGUGCCCACACAGCCCUGCCCAUGUCCCUGCCCUGCCCUUCUUGGUAAGUAGAUGGAAUGCUGCUGAUAGGAGGGGGGAUGCAGCAACAGCCCCACUACACUAGGUGCCCAUGGUAAAAUGAGAGUACAGUGGUGCCUCGCAAGACGAAAUUAAUCCGUUCCGCGAGUCUCUUCGUCUUGCGGUUUUUUCGCCUUGCGAAGCACGGCUAUUAGCGGCUUAGCGGCUAUUAACGGCUUAGCGGCUUUAAGAAAAAGGAAACAAACUCACAAGACGUUUCGUCUUGCGAAGCAAGCCCAUAGGGAAAUUCGUCUUGCGGAACGACUCAAAAAACGGAAAACUCUUUCGUCUAGCGAGUUUUUCGUCUUGCGAGGCAUUCGUCUUGCGGGGCACCACUGUAUUGCUGGGUUCUGUGGAUCAUGGUGGUUGAAAAGGGGAAGAUACAAUGAAAAGGAAGGCUCUGCUUCUCAGCUGCAUCAUGGCUAUAUCAGCACAAAAGCAGUGUAAAAGGGAAUAGCACUGGUAUUUCUAUUAUAAACUCCAGUAUACACUGUGUUAGCCUCUGAAGGCUCUCCUGGCCCAAGAAUCAUCAUACCUAUCAAACUAGGUGGGUGCAGCUAGUAAAAGGCCAUUAUAGUCGCUUUGAAUUUGGAUUUUUGUGAGCUAUCACAUUCAUCAUUUGUCAAUUGUGCGUGUGUAUUUUUUUUUUAACUUUACUAGGUACCAAAGGGAAUCUAACAGAAGAAGAAUAUCCAUUGGGUAUCAGUCUUGUGAUCACUGCUGGCAGCAUAAUCCUAUCCAUCUACUUUCUGGUGUGGCAAACAUAUGUCCUGCGAGCAGAUGUCAUCAUUAAUGUUGUACUGCUUGUCACAUGUGGACUGGAAGCAAUCCUGCAAGUCAUAGCCAUUGCUGCAUUUGUCAGCUAACUCAUGCUGCUAUCUGUGGUAAACCUAUAUUCUGUAUUUUCUUUUUUAAAAAGCAAUACAGAUUUUUAAUUGAUCCUUGUAAAAAUACAUGGGCUUGAUGUUCUCGCGCAUAAACACUAUCAUAACUGUUCUUACUACACUGCAAAGUUCCAUGAGGCCAUCAUAAACUAACAUGUAACACAUUCUGCAGGGUUAUUCUUAGCAUAGCUUAUUUAGUGGUGGUCUCUGUUUGCAUUGAAGUUUGGAGUUAAAUGUUGAUACUCAAAUCAAGGCUGAUCUACGUUUUUGGUGGCAGACAAGCUUGCUGUCCUUUGCCUGACUUUGGUGAGCACCACAUUGUUUCAAGGAAAACAUGCUUCUACAAAUGUAGAAAUUCAUGCUGUGGACAUAUCCCAGGGAUUACCCACAGUUCCCCAGUGUGUGUAUACCAUAUGAUUAGAGGCGUUGACCUCUCGUUCCUUGGAAGAUACACGGUAAAUAGGUAGCAAUAAAGUGCUUCAUAAAGCUUGAAUCAUCUCUCAAAAUAAAUAUUAGCCAGACCCUUGUGAUUAAUUUUUGCAGCUCUUUGAGGUGAUUACUCAUUUCAGUGGUCUUAACAGUGGAAUCAGUGAAACUAAAUCACAUGUUAUUGUACUGUAUCAGACCAUGCAUAAGCAUUUAUAGUGAAAAUUUCAAAAGAAUGUAGCAAUCUUUUAAAAGUUGCUUGGAAACUGGUAUCUUAGCUGUACAUUAUCAUAAGCCUAAUUCCCAGUUAAAGUCAGAAUUACGGGUUUCUAAGAAUAGUUUUCAAAAUAUUUAAAGAUAUAUUUUAUUAAUGAAAGAGCAAUAUGCAGUGUUGCAUGAGCAGAUUCCCCCCUUCUCCUUUCCCAUGCAGCCCUCAUCCCUCCCCAGCUGCUCUAGUGGGUCACCAUAACAUUUCAGGGCAGGUUUGGGUAUGUGCAGGAGGACACAUCCUUACUUCACAAAUGGUGCCUGUUCCACCGGUGGACAAACACUGUUGGAUAUUACCUAAUGUAUUCUGCGGGUGGCGCUGUAGGUAAAACCUCAGUGCCUAGGACUUGCCGAUCGUAUGGUCGGCGGUUCGAAUCCCCGCGGCGGGGUGAGCUCCCGUCGUUCGGUCCCAGCUCCUGCCCACCUAGCAGUUCGAAAGCACUCUUAAGUGCAAGUAGAUAAAUAGGGACCGCUUACUAGCGGGAAGGUAAACGGCGUUUCCGUGUGCUGCGCUGGCUCGCCAGAUGCAGCUUGUCACGCUGGCCACGUGACCCGGAAGUGUCUGCGGACAGCGCUGGCUCCCGGCCUCUAGAGUGAGAUGAGCGCACAACCCUAGAGUCUGUCAAGACUGGCCCGUACGGGCAGGGGUACCUUUACCUUUUAUAGCACUUUUAUGUAUAAUGUCCAAUGUGGGUUUUCCUUCACCUAGAUUUAUAUUCUGUGUUGUAUCUUAGAACUGUUUUUUUCUACAAGAAAGCCUUAAGAAAGGUGUUAAAGAUUAUCAUAUUUUUAAAUUUGUAUUUAUGGACAGUAUAUAUUUCUAUUUUUCUAUCACUAAGAAUAAACAGACUUCAAGUCAUUCACAUUGAACAGAUACUAAUUGAGCUGAUGGGUAUGCCUAUUGUGGUUCAGUUAAGUUCCUCACAGUGGGAAGUGUAGAAACACUCCUUACACACAGUGUGAAGUAUGAUGUGAACCAGUUUUGUAUUCUCAUUUUGUAUUUUUCUGUUGUGAACCACCCUGGGUGGUAUACAAUUAAUAAUAAUAAUACAAAGUGUAAAAAUCUUGAAGAGAAGAGGGUAACUCUGGUGGGCAGAUAUGCUGAAUCUAAAAUAACAUCAUAUAUCAUGUUUCAGGUUCACUCCUGAAGCUUUGAUUUUAUUUCUUUAUUAAAUAAAAUCCAUAUACUGUUUGAUGGUUAAAAACAAAUAAAAACCUAGGACCUUAGAGCAGUUUACAAAAACCUUCUAGUCCCUGGAGUUCUUUCAAAUAUGUUUGCAGAUUGCUGCAUAAGAGAAUUGGCGCUUUGACAGGGCUGUCUGUCCAGAAAGUAGUGAGAUUUGAGAUAACAAACAUGUUGAUGUCAGGAUUUUGUAAGCAUUAUUAUUGAGCACAUCUUGCAUACAGCACCACAUACAAAGAGUUCUUUUGAAUUACCUUUUAUAUUCCAACACAGCAGAACAGGAUUAUCUAGUUUAUCAGAAUGAAUUCAGUUUCUCAGCCAAAAGCCUGUAAAUCGUAGUGAUGGUUGACUCCUUCCAACUCUCUAUGUACUGAGAAUUGGGUGGGUGGGAAUGUGUGGGAAGUCAAUGUUGACAUGGUGCUCCCCCACCCUUGAGUCACCACUCAUAGUUUGUGGUUAAUAAACUGAUGCAUAGUGAUGCACAUUUAUUUGCAUAUCUUUGGUGAUCCCCUUCACACCUACUUUGUACAUACCAAAGGUAAAGGGACCCCUGACAGUUAAGUCCAGUCACAAACGACUCUGGGGUUGCGGCGCUCACCUUGCUUUACAGGCUGAGGAAGCUGGCCUUUGUCCGCUCUGCAGACAUUUUUUCCAGGUCAUGUGGCCAGCAUGACUAAGCCGCUUCUGGCGCAAUGGAACACUGGAAUCAGAGCAGCGCACGGAAACUCCCUUUACCUUCCCUCCAGAGCGGUACCUAUUAAUCUACUUGCACUUUUUUUUGGCGUGCUUUCAAACUGCUAGGUUAGCAGGAGCUGGGACCGAGCAACGGGAGCUCACCCCGUCGCACGGAUUCAAACCGCUGACCUUUUGAUCAGCAAGCCCAAGGCUCAGUGGUUUAGACCACAGUGCCACCUGCUGUGUUAGUUAUUUAGUUAGUUGUAUAUACUAUCUCAUGCAAAAGGGAGAUCCUUAGCAUCAGUUAUUCACAACCUUAUCCUACAGCAUAGCAUGUUUACUUGAAAAUAUUUACUAUUAAGUUAAAUUGGUAUUUCACAUGAAUGUCAUAGGAUUGCAAUAUUACAAGAUCCCAUGACCACCCAGGACACAAAAUAAUGUUUCAGUUUUACAUUUUCCUUCUCAGUGGUAAAAUAACAUUGGCAAUAGCUCACUGGUCACCAUAUUCUAAAUGGAAUAAAAAACCCCCACACACAUUGGGUUGUAUCCAUUCGUGUCCCUCUGUGGCACUUUUUGAUCCAGUGGAGGCUUCUAUGAGUAGAAGAGGUGGGCCAUUUUUGUGAAUUCCUCCUUCUUACGAUUUUUUCCCUCUGAGGAAAGGUUGCAGCAUCUGUGACUUUUUAGUUUGGUGAAAAGGAGAGUAAGCGGUGACAUGAUAGAAGUUUAUAAAAUUAUUAAUGGCAUGGAUAAAGUGGAUAGGGGAAAGUUUUUCUCCUUCACGUAAUACUAAGACUUGUGGACAUCCAAUUAAGCUGAAUGUUGGAAAAUUCAGGACCUAGUUAAACCAUGAAGCUCUCACAGGAUGAAGUGAUGGAUACCAAUUUAGCUGACUUUAAAAGAUUAGACAAAUUCAUGAAGGAGAUGGGUAUUGAUGGCCAAUAGCCAUGAUGGCUGUGCUCUGCCUCCACUGUUGGAGGCAGUAAUGUUUAUGAAAACCACAGGAGUUUUUGCAGGCUUCUCACAGGCAUCUGGUUGGCCAAUGUGAGAACAUGAUGCUGGACUUGGUGGCUCACUGGCCUGAUCCAGCAGGCUCUUCUGUUCAUAUGUUUUCUUGCAGCCUGCUCGCAUGUCACCUCUCAUGCUGUUCCAAAGGGACCCCCAGGCCUCUGAAGCAGAUCUGAGGAAAGGCAGUUGGAUACAACCCAUUGUUUUGAAGUCAGUGGGUCUAUGCCCAUAGUUAGGAUUCCGGUUUAAUGUUAAUCAUAUAUAUUUCAGUGGGUUUAGACUGCCUUUAUAUGUUCUGUUUCUCCCAUGUGUCUACACAGCCACAUGUCAUGAACACACAUAGAGGAAGUCCCUAUAUGUUGGUGUGAGAUUGCCCAUAAUCAUUUUAACUGAGCUGCAGAGGUAACUAGUUCACUGCCUGAAUCUUUUUCUCUGCUACUCCUAACCUGCUGGAGGUAUUUGUUAGUGUUCAUGAGACCAUUUUUGUGAGCAUGAGCAUAAAUUGUCAUGGUAAAGUCACAAACAACAAUUGCUAAACAUGCUAGGCUCUUGGGAGUGUAUAAUUAAAAGGCCAAACCCUUCUGGAAACAGGAUGAGCAAGUUUUAAUGAAAAAUACAAUAAAAAUGAAAUGAGCACAUUUCCCCCCAGAAGUUGAGAUCAUUAUUUGGGUGGUGGUUAUGCCUCAAAUAAAAAGCACUUGUUCUGUACACAACUUGAGGUGGCUGUCAUCAGCUUGAUCUAAAAUUCUGAUAGCACAUUCAUCUCCUGGGAUUUAAUGCCCUCAGAUAUUUUGAGGAGAUAAGGCUACAUUGUUUCAGACUUUCUUUGCUUGUAAGCCCAACAAAAAUAAAAGGAAAUGAAACACAAAUAAAGUGCAUUCCUCAAGAAGUCAGCAUUUUUUUUGGCUUUAACACAAAACACGAUUAGUGUCCUUAAGGAACAACUUUGUGUUUGCUUCUUGUUAACAAGCUGUGUGAUAGCACUGCAAAGUCUUUACUUGCAGAAAAUAAGCACAUCACACUCCUACUUGGAUUUCACUUCUACAUUCACAAGCUGUAUGUACAUCACAUUCACAAUGAAACGUGGAAAACUUAGCACUUUUGCCAUGUGUUCUAACCAUAGUUGGGAUACUACAAAGUCUGAUUCAUUAUGUUACACUUUUUAGUAACAAUUUGUUUAAUUGUAAAGAAAUGUGUAUUGCCCUGUAAUCUGCUUCUAAGGCAAAAUGGCAUGUGCCUACAGCAGAAUGAUUUCUGUGCUUUCUAGAUUUCUUGUUCAUUGGUAGUUUUGUCUUGGCUUUUGCUGGCUAUUAAUUGCCAUAUUUUUGUCUAAUUCUGUCAAACGACUAUGUUCAGUGCUAGCUUUGUGCUUUGAGUCUGACAUUUUUAUAGUGCCCAAAAUGAAAAAAGUAUUACCUUUUUCUGUUUUUAGUCUAGCCACUAUACACUUUGAGAGUAGCCCAAAUCAUGAUGUACAAAAGUGCACAGAGGUGCCCCAAACGGAAGUAGCUGCUAAUUAGGCUAAGGGAUCCAGUAGUCCAAUUCUGCAUAAAGGCAGCAUAUUUUCUUGUUCAGAAGUCUGGACAAAAAUCUCACCACGCAACUAUUGUUUUAAGUGUUGCAUUGUGCAGGACUCCACUGGCAAAUUGCUGAGCAGGGAAAAUGCUCUUAAUCUUAUGCACGAUGAAGUUAAUUUCCUAGAACUUGAUGGGGCUUACUUCCGAGGAAGCACGCGCUAGCUUGAGCUGGGACUUCUGUUUGGGCACACAGUAUAUUGCUUCAAACCCUGGGUCCAUUUCAAGACCCCCGGAAGCCAAAGGAAGUGUUUCCACCCGUUUCAAACUGAAGAACAGAAAAGUACUUUAUCUACCCCAGCACCUCCCUUUUCCUGGUUUCCCUCUCCCUCCCUUGCAAGCCAGAGAGACAACCUAUCACUUCCACGUUAUUGAUACAACAAAACUGCUGAGCUCUAUACUGCGCUCGUUGGCAUUUGAGUCAGUGGCUGCGGGGGGGGGGGGGAUAUAUUCCGAGUCCCAAGUCCGUCCAUCUUGCUAAUGUUGGGUAAUCCGUGAAACUCUCUCCCUCUGCAUUUUGUUUCUCCGAGUUGGAGAGAUGCGUGUGGCCACACCCUCCAACUCGCGACAGAUUUUCCACCCUUGCGCUGCCAGGACAGGCCGAGCCCGGCUUAUUCUGGCUGGAUAAACAUCUCGCCAGACAGAGCGAGCCUGCCAGGCAGCCGCCAGCUCGGGGAGAGGCGGCUUGUGCCUUUCACAAACGUGGGUUUGUUUUCCCCACAGCGUCGCCAGGUUGCUCAUUUCCCUUCCCCAAACUGAAAGGGGGCGGGGAGAAGACGACGAAGGAGGAAAACCUGAAGCAAAAUCACCUCCUUUCUCGCCGAAGUCUCGGAGAGAAAGAAAAAUAAAGCCCCCUCUGCCGCCUGUCUCCACAGGCAGCGGCUCAGUCCUGCUUCUCCAACGUUGCACCAGGUGUCAGCAGAGAUACCCAACUCUGAGGCGCCCCGGCUCGGAGCCUCCUGGUUAUAUAGUAACCUGUUGCUUUUGGCCGGUGGCUCCACCUCUCCCUCCUCCUCUGCCUGGGCUGAGGGAGCGCUUCCACCUGCUCUCAGUGGAGCAGCGAGGUCUGCACGGGGAGAAAGGAGGGCGAGGAGGCGCGAGAAGAAGCGGGAGCCGUCACGAACGGAGAGGGUCGUUUCCUCUUCCCCAUCUCAGCCCCGGGCAUCGUUUCCCCUGGGCGGGAGGUCGGCGGUCACCUCAGGGAAGCCCUUUGCUGAGCCCAGCAGAGCAGGAAGCCCCAUGUUCAGAAUGGCAGGGAAGCUGGACUAAGAGGAAGGGAGCCGCUCAGUGGGGAAGGAAUUACGAGGACCCAGGAACCUGGGAGAGUCCAGCUGGCUUCUGAGGGAAAAGUAAGUGAAUUGUUGUUGUUUUUAAUUUCUCCCCCCCUCCUUCCCCGCCCUGCUCCCCAGCGUUUGACGACGAGCCUCCAAAGAAUAUUUCCCUUGCUUAAGGAAGGGAGUGUGUUUGGGAAGCGGAGGGCUGGUAAAAACUCUGGAAGAAGUUAGGGGGAGAAGGAGCAGGAUUUUCUCCAUGUUAUUUUGUGGCGUACUACAACAUCUCUGCCCAAAUGGGAAAGGUCCAGCAGGGAGUGCUGUUUUGGCAAAGGAAGACUCCUAGGUUAGAAAACAAAGUCUAGCUAUGCUAUCAGUUGCUCAGCUUCAUCGACACACUGCUAAGUUUAUUCCAAAGUUGGUUGGGUUUUUUUUCUCUGCUUUUAUGUCUGCUUGGCUGCACUUUUGUGAAGUGGACCUCAAACUCACGACCAUGGGAAAAUGUUGGUUGAGUUUUGUUUUUAGUUUAGUGAAAUUAUAUUGACUUGAACAUUUGGCAGUGGCCUGGGGGGGGUGUGUUGUUGCUGAAGUAUGGAAAAUACUGGUACCAAUUCUUCUCAAUAAAUGCAAGUCAUCUUAAUUUAGAGCUUUCUGAAAUGCUGCCUGAUAUUAAACCCUGGGAACUAAUCACUGCGUUGUCAGACAAGUGGGGCACUUGGAUAUAAUCGUUCCUUGGCUUUAAUUAGGGCAAUUUUGUAUAAUGUGCAGCAGCAGGAUUGCUUUUCCAUGCUGAGUAACUGCCUGGAAGUGUAAACAGAGACAUACCAGAUCUUUCUUUCCUAACUCACAAAUUUCAAGUUACUCUGCCGAGGGUCAUUGCUUAAUUUUUACAUUUUGUGCUCUGGAUCCAGUUCCCAAGUACAAAAGAGAUGCAAGAGAGUAUUGUUUAUUAACAGCACACUUGUAUUUCAUACACGAAUGUCACACGUCCUUUCAGUUCAUGCUAAUUGCUCAUACGCAUUUUGUAAGAAGUCACAAGUUAUGCAUUUGGAUGUCGUUCAAAAAUUACACUGAUGACAUGUAUUUGGGGAUUUGUGCCCAUGUACAAUGUGUAAAGAUGUCCUAAGAAGUUUGAUCCAUUCCGAACAUCUAGUUUUUUUGUGCUCACCACAUGACACUCUAUAGUCAUGUGAAUAGAAUGCCAUAUUAACAAGAGUUAUAAUUGCUCCAGCUUCCAGUUUACCAAAAUGUUAUGAACAUUUACAUAAAUCAGGUGGGGCUGAUGGGAGGCGUAAGCCAAAACAUCUGGAGGGCAUCAAGUUGGCAAAGGCUGUUUCACAAUAUUAGUGUGGUCUAGUUCUUCCAUUGUCUAGGGGAAAGGAUGGUCCACAUAGAAGUCCCAGUCGAUUGCUAAUUUAGGUUAAAAGGACCUGUUAUAAAACAAGAGGUUGGAAUCUGCUGGGAUUGUGAAAUGCAAUAGUGUGCGUGGAGGGGAGGAUAUAUCAGAGUGACCUGCACACUGACUACAAACAAAUCUUAGGGCCACCCCCUUCGUAUGCUACUGCAACAGUGUGGGAGCUGCUUCCCCAUGGCUUCAUCACCCACUGCCUUGCUACUGUCUGGAAGCCACAACUACAUGAUGUAAGGGUGGUGUGCAGCUCCUACCCAUCCAAUUAUAUCCCAACUGGGAGGAAGAGAUGGAAUUUGUUGGGAAUGGUCCAUAUGAUUACUUUUGGCACUAAGUAUUGCUGCAGCAGCCUGGGAAGAAGUUACUGGGCAGCCCUUAUUGUGCCACUGCUUUAAUGUGAAGGGUCUCUCUUAGGGUGAAUGCAGAUAACCAUGUCACCACUUGUUCACCCCAAUGUGUCAUUAAAUGUUCUUUACCACAUGGCAAGAUAAGACAAACAGGUGGUUUUAUCAGUUGGUUAGACGUACAGUGUGGAAAGGGACUACCUGGCAUUUGACCGUCUGACUCUUCACCUUGGAUCUUGCAUCACUCAUUCAAGCAAUAAAACUUGUUCAUAAUUCGUGACAGGAACUUAAGCGGGAAAUGUUUGUAUUUCAUUUUUUAAAAUAAUUUUUAUUAAUUUUCCAAUAAAAAACACCCUAUAUAUCCAAUCAUAAUCCAAUUAAAAUAAAAAACUAAAAAAAGACCAAAUUAUAAUUAUUAAUUUUUCGGAGCUCCCCAUGGUCUGGACCUCAGAAGCAUAUCUCCACAUCUCAGUUCCGCCUCUCCUUGUUGUUUCCAUAUUUUCCACAUCUCGAUUUUGAUGCUUUAAAAUUCUCCGUCCCUGGUUCCACGAUUCUCAAUCAUGUCAGACAUCAUAUGUCCUUUCAUCCGUCGAAUACAGCUUUAUUUGUAAGUAUAUAUUUUUCCAACUGCCUUUUUACCAGUGCAGCUUCCUCAGACUGCAUUCCAAUCCAGGAUGUUAUCCAAGUCUGUUAUCUGAAGUUUAAUGACGCAGCAACUCCCAGUCAUUAAUCCUUCCAAUCCAGGCUGUUGUCCAAACCUUCUUUUUGAGCUUUAAUGAAUCAGUACCUUCCACAUUAAAUUGUUGGGCAAAACUGUUUGAAAUGUUUUUAUAUUGAAGAGCUGAAUACAAAUUCAUUAAAAAACAACAACAACAGAAUUUCAGUUAAUACUAAACAUAAUAAGUCAUUAGAUCAGCAUCAGAGUGAGCACCCAUCCUGGUGCUACCAUUGGGAAUGGAACCCCCAAGUCCUGAAAGCUAUCCCACUCAAAGGAUCCAUACCUGUGGACUUUGGACAGAUGAAAAAAUGAACAUGGAAUUAUGAAAGCCAGAGUAGUCUAGACUUUGGACAGAUAAAAACAUGGUAAUAAAAUUAUGAAAGUGAGUGUUGAAACUGUCUUCAAAUCCCUGCUCAGCUUUGAAGUUCCCAGGUGGCCUUGACAAAUAAAUUUCUUAAUCUUAGUGCAUAGUCUGCAAAAGAAGACUGAGAUGAUGACCACCAAGCUGGCUACAUUUGAGAAAUACUUAUGGAAAUAUGAACAAUGGCUAAUAAUUAGUUGGGAUACAAAUGGAUAACACAGUAAUGAAUCUUUUCUAGCUUUUAAUCAGUGGUGAGCCAUAACAGGAAGGUGGGUUAGGUCUUUUUCUCCCCACCUCACAGCUAACUUUGACAGGUAGGUGGGACCAGGCAGCUGUCUUGUCAUCUGACAUCAUAAUUGUUCCAACAUAAUGAUUACAUUUUAAAUAAUUAUUAGGGGUCAUGUUUGCCUCCUUGGUUUUUAAAGCAAGCUUUUUAUGCCAGUUUGCUUUGUAGCUUUGAUAUCUAGAACCUUUUUUAAAGAUGAUAUGUUCAUUUGAGAAAUGUGUCUCUCAGCAUGGGGCUUUAAGAAAACCACAGAUGAUCAGUCUGUCUAUGAUGAGUAUUAGCAAAUCCCAGAUAAGAGAAUUUAAAUGGAUUUACACAAAAUGUACAGAUCUCUCAUACACCUGCACACUUUUCUCAUCCUAUCUGCUCAUUUCAGUGCACAUCAGCCUCGUUCUAAGAGUGGAGUGCAAGUCAUCAUUCAAAUAGGAUGGGUAUUGUGAUGUUUGCAGGUUUGAAAUAUAAAGUAUUCAAUUAACCCCAAAUGACAGUCAUGUGACUGUGAUGUUCAAUAUCUUUAUAAAUGACUUGGAUGAAGGAAUUGAAGGGAUGCUCAUCAAAUUUGCAGAUGACACCAAACUGGGAGGGGUAGCUAAUCCUGCAGAAGAAAGACAGAAUUAGAAUUCAAAAUGAUCUUAACAGAUUGGAGAACUGGCCACAAGCUAACAAAAUGAAUUUCAAUAGGGACAAAUGUAAGGUUCUGUCCCUAGGCAGGAAGAACCAGAUGCACAAAUAUAGGAUGGGGGACACCUGGUUUACUAGCAGUACAUAUGAAAAGGAUCUAGGUGUCUUGGUGGACCACAAGCUUAACAUGAGUCAACAGUGUGAUGCAGCAGCAAAAAAAAGCUAAUGCUUUUCUAGGCUGCAUCAACAGAAGUAUAGUGUCCAGAUCAAGGGAAGCAAUAGUACCACUCUAUUCUGCCUUGGUCAGACCACACCUGGAAUGCUGUGUCCAAAGUAUAUUGACAAACUGGUACGUGUGCAGAGAGGGCAACCAUGAUGAUCAAGGGUCUGGAAAGUAAGCCUUACUAGAACUGCUUGAAGGAGUUGGGUAAGUUUAGCCUGGAAAAGAGGAGACUGAGAGGAGGGAUGAUAGCCAUCUUCAAAUAUCUUAAGGACUGUCAUAAGGAAGAGGAAGCAUGCUUGUUUUCUCCUGCUCUUGAGGGUAGACUUGAGGCAAUGGCUUCAAGUUACAAUAAUUUAGAUUCUGAGUAAACAUUCGAAAAAACUUUCUGACAGUCAGAGGUGUUUGGCAGCAGGACAGACUCCCACGAGAGGUGGUGGACUCUCCUUCCUUUGUGGUUUUUAAGCAGAGGUUGGAUGGCCAUCUGUCAUGGAUGCUUCAGCUGAGAUUUCUGCAUUGCAGGGGGUUGGACUAGAUGAUCCAUGGACCCCUUUCAGCUUUAAGAUUCUAUAAUUCUAUGACUGCCACAAUUAGCCACCUCACCACUAGCCCCUUUUCAGUGUAUGUAGUUGAUACUAGUGUUUGGAAAACGUGGUUGUGUGUCAUCAGCAAUGCCUUCCACUGUGUUAGUGUUCUUUUUCUGUACAGAUACAGAAACAAGAAGCAAGUUUGUGCCAAGCUCCAGAGACAUUGCCAGCUCUUGCCAUUUUCUCACUUGGCUUGUAGUUUUUGUUUAAAAGGUAUACAAAUUUCAGUUAAUCCAAGUUAUCACCCUUGAAGGCUUGGAUGAAAGCUCUUCUCACAACAAAUGACACAUAGGUUUUAUUAGUUUUGUGAAUGACAGUAGUAGUCAGGUGGUUAAAAACUGUCCUAUCAAUGCAAGCUAUAAUAUGUGUAAUAUUUGCAGUGUGUCCAGCUGUUCCUCUUCAGAAGCAUAUUUAGUUAAACUAGAAAGACUGCCAGGGCUCAACAAUAGAGGAAGCCCAUUUUGCUGGGUCCAAACCAUCAAGAAAUUCACCUACCCAAGCCCUGUUUAUUGUUCAAGAAAACUAAUUUCAGUAGAGCUUACAGAGGCAUUACAUCCCACUCAUAUUAAUGACUCAGAAAAUCAAGAGAGCCAGGGUGUAACAUGUAGGGGGGGGGGGAGCAGGGGGGGGGAGAGACAUGGGAGGAAAGCAUCAUAAACAUAUGUCUUUUCAGGUUCAGCUUCUGUGUUUAAUGGCAGGUCAAGCAAUAUGGCCAGACUCUAGGGUUCUGCCUGUCUGGCCCCUCUGUCUUUACCAGAGGGUUGACACAGGCUGCCCUUGUGGCAGUGGUUUUGUAUUGGACACACCUCCUUUUCUUGUCCUAUUUUCCCCUGCAGUUUGCAUAACAUUUUUAGAUCCAGCCCUUGAGGGGAAAUCUAAUUGCAGAACAUUGAUUUUCUGCUGACUUCUCAUUAUAGAGUGGCCCUAUUAGCAGUGGUGGGAUUUGCCUUGGUAGCUUCUAAAGUCCAAGCCAAUUUUCCACCUUCUCAGUAGUGCAAUAAAUUGGUUAAAUUUAACUGCUAUUGUGAAUAUCUGUUUUGUCGUAAUUAUUACUGCUUUACUACUUUCUUCUCUUGCUGUAUGACUCCUUGUUGGAACAAUAAUGACUGGCUGACAUGGAGGAAUCAUCAAGGGAAAUGUCUCAUGGGCUAGAGCUAUGCAGGAGAUAUGGAGCUAAAUAUGAAGGGGUCAACCUCAGGGUGGCCAGAUUAAAAAAGAGGACAGGGUCAUGUAGAAGCAACACCUGCUGGAGCUAGUGUAGCUUCUGCACAACAAUUGAGGUCAGGGGUUCUGUUGUCCUUUGCAUCUGGCUGCCCUAGUCCAAUAGGAAGGCAAGCUAGAGGUUUUGGGAAAUGAACUGGUGAUUCAAAGCCAGUCGAAACAAAUCCAUAGCUUCUAGUAGGUCUCAUGAAGAAGAAAGGGUGAAUUCUUUAUAUAUUCAUUCGUUUCAUUCCAUUUCUAUUCUGCUCUUCCACCCAUAGGAGCCCAGGUUGCAGCACAAUUCAAAAUAAAAUCAAUAAAAACAUACACAAUGUGCCAAGAGUGAUUUAGUACAGGCUGGCUGAUGUGAACAACUUUCAAGGCUGUUGGGAUGGAAAAGUCCCUUGGUUGGGAUGGGUAAGAGUCAUUACUAUACAGCAGCCUUCCUCAACCUGGUGCCCUCCCAGUGCUUAGGACUAUAACUCCCAUCCUCCCUGAUCAUUAGCUGUAUUGGUAGGGGCUAAUGGAACUUGUAGUCCAAAACAUCUGGAGGACACUAGGUUGGGGAAGGCUGCUAUACAUGAUUAAUUUUGUGUAGUCCAAUUUUCCUGUGAUAGUAUAUCGGGAGAGAAAUGAUGAGACCUGCUAAAGAGGUCUGUAGCUUAUGCAUAAGGGGUCAAACAUCCAGGCAGCAAGAUGUAUGGGGCAGUUAUUGUGGAUUUGGUAGCCAACAGUAUAAUUAGGAACAGUGGAGCAACAGAUACUAUACAAGCAGGUGUUGGUUGGAACUGAGCUCUUUUCAGAUAAACGCAAGGGUGUAGUCAUCUAGCCUUAAUUUCAUCACUUGUUAGUGAAAAUAAGCGGCAUCCUGGCCAGACUCCUUGGAUACGACAAAAUGAAGGACAACGUUCUGGUCCCUUUAGUUGUUCUAUAGCAGAGGGGUUUUAGGAAGGCACAGCUUAUGUUGCAGUGGCACAAGUAUGAGAAAACCAGCUCAGUUUCCUCUUCUACACAAUUCUUAAAAGGUAUGGGAACUGUUCAGUUGUAUCCAAAGUUGGUCAAACUCGGAGUAGGCCUAUUGAAAUUAAGGGCAGGAAUUCAGCGUAGCAGGAAUUCCGUCAGUGCAAGCGUUUCAGCUUGCCAGGCAAAACAACCCCCCUUCUCCUCCCCCUGCACUCUGUUUUGGUGUGUGCACUCCUAUCGAACCCUGAGCCAAUUUGCAGGCUGUAGGGAGGAAGCAGGAGAGAAACCCUGUUGUGCUAGCAGGACUUGUUAACCAUCUGGCCAAAGAGCCUAAGUUAGUCAUGUGCAUUGAUUUCAAUGUGUCUGCUUUGAGCUUGACAAAGCUGGAGACAACCCAUUUCAUUGUGUUGCUAGGCAUUGCUGCUUGCUCGGUUGGUUUUCAUGUCCAUCUAAGCCCCCUGCCAAGGGGAGAAGCAGAGCUAGAAAAGAUAGUGUCGAACAGGGCAAACUGAAUGGCAUGGCUGGAGAAUUCUUGAUAUAUGGGCUAGACUUAGGGUGGAAGAUUCUUACUCUUCAUAGCACUUGAAUGAUCACUAUGCAAGCUGUUUGUGUUGAGGGAACAGGAAAAGCUGGUUGUCUGCAAUAGGUUUCUGUAUUAAUAGUGACUCAGUAUUGCAGCAGAAAUUACCUAGGAAGACUUUUCGCCUUAUGGAAAUGGUUCACCCAGAAGCUUUGGUAUUAGAACCCUCUGCUUUUGCAAGAAAAAUAUGCUUCCAAUUUUAGUUGAAAGAGUGUUACAAAAUCAUAUUUUGUUUUGCAGCUGCAGUAGAUAUAUGGUGAAGAAUGUGUUUGGUUUGGUAUCUUGAAACUAACAGUUCUUCCAACUGCUCCUUAAUGCAAGCGACAGGAGGAUACCAGCUUUGUGAUUCAAAUCUGUUACUGUAUCUUAAAAGUCCCAUUCAUUAAAGAGAUAACUUUUAAACUGAUGUAGGGGGAAGGGUUUGUAUGUUUGUAAUAUUCUAAUAAUUUUAGAAUAUUGUUGUGUUUUAAGUUACUUAUCAUUCAAAUUUUUCUUGGUUGUUGUUUAUGGUCUCCUGAAGACCACUGGACAUUUACUGUGAAAUACCUAUGCUUUGUUUGCUCACUUUUUAUGGAACAUUUGCAUGACAUCAUAAACAAAACAUCCUCAUCUCACGUUUUUAACCCAUGAUAUAGAAUGCACAGUUUCUCUGAGUGUAGAUGGCCAAUUGCACUUGGAAUCUAUGCUGUUUAGCCUUUCUUUUUCCAAACAGAAUUAUCUUAUAUCUGUUUUUCGUGUCUCUUCCCACAACCCUCCAAUUGCAACGGUGUCAUGAUUUAGAGUGCAGUGAGAGGGGGGAGAUAGUAAUGAGCUGUGUGGCAGGUGGGGAGAAGAAGCAUUUUAACCAUUUCCUUAGACAGUGGUCCAAUGAAAAUUACCCUCUUACCAACAUUUGGGACUGAGGGAUAAAUAGGGAGGAGGGGUGGAACUGGUUUCUUGGCUACAGAAAGUUAUCUGGAUGCCAGACGUCUGAAAGCAGCAUUGCUAUUCCACUUCCUGCUUAAAUACUAAUGAUGAUUGAGUGCUGCUAAAUUGUCCACAUCUGCAAGAACCUCACAUCUGUGCUACGUAGUUUAGAAUCUGACAUGCUAAUGUCAGGGAUUGAUUUUAUCCCUGGAAGGCUGUUGAUUUCACAGAAUCUGUUGCAUCAAUUUCAGUGGGUUUUGUUUUGGGGGUACAAAAUUCCACCCUUGGCUGCUGUAUCCAGAAAACAAAACAGUCCUUGUAUCUACCAACAAUCUAAUUUCAAUACUGCAUGUUGUUCCACCCAAUAUACUGUUGCUCUUAAAAGUUUUUUUUCCUUUCUUGCAGCCAUCCAACAGUCUCUGUCAAACAGGGAUGGCUAACCUCUUUUGAAUCAAGGGCCAUAUUGGCCCAAGAUCAGCCCUCUGGGGGCCACAUUCCAAAGUGGAGACAGAUAAAAUGUAAAAGUGUGAGGCACAUUUUGGGGUUUCAGGGAGUUGCCUUUUGAUAUCACAGCAUGGUAUCCAUGGAGCUGGUCAGUAGAAUUUUAAAUUACUAGGGAACCCAUGAGUCCUUCAAUGCUGUUCCUAUUGCUGUCUCUAGGGAAAGACUAUUCUGUCAGUUUCCAUUUCUCUAGUUCCUUAUCUUUCUUGUCUUAAAUUAAUAUCUCUACAUUUCUGCAUUAGUUUGUAGUUUUGCUUUAAAUGUCCUCGGGGAAAUUCAUCAGCAUUUUUGUGCAAACUGUGUACUUUGUGCAAAUAUACACAUUUUUGUAUGCAAUUUUGCCUGAUACACAGUUUGCAAACAGUUUCUCCUAUUUUUAAAUCAAAUUAAUAUUUUAUUUAUUAAUUUUUUAUACAGCCAUUCAUCUGAAGAUCACAGGGUGGAUUACAAUAAAAGAACACAAAAAUACAUGACAUAGUAACAAAACAAAUAAACCAGUACCCUCCCCAGUUUGAAAUGCCAUAGAUAGUUUACUUAUUUGUUUUUUAUUGGUUUUCAUUAUCAAAAAAGCAAAUAUUGUUGCCUAGAAAUACAAAUUUGGUCACAUACAACAACUGAGUAAAAGAACAAUAAUAAAAUAAAAUGUAAAAUAAAAUUGAAAACAAACUUUGAAUUGUUGGAGAAAACCAGAGCAGUAACAAUUACAACAUGAUACAUGAUACGAUGUUUAAACUGGGGGAUACAGGUAAAUAAUAGUUUAAACCAUCAAUAUUUUGGAUUUACAAAUAUUUCAUUUUUCAUCCCUUUGUUACUAGUUGUGUAUACCUUAAUAAAAACUUUUUUAAAAUCAUAAGGAAUGGAGUGGGGGAGAAAGAUGUGGAGGUUGGGAAUAAAAUAAUUUAGACAUGCCAGUAUUAUACACUGUAGUAGGCACUGCUAACAGUUUUCCCUAAUGCAUUUUGUAUGUUAUUUCCUGCAAUAUAUGCAUUUAUGCACUCUUCUUUUUUAAAAUAUAUACAUUAUUUAGUUGGAGACCUGGUCCCAAAAUUCAGAGCAAGAUAGUUCAGUUUUGGUUUGCAUAUUGUGUUCAAAAGUGCAAAUUAAGUAGGUUUGCACUAAAAUCUGAACCAUCCCUGAACCCACAUCCCUUGCUACCUCUGUCACUUUGGAUAGAAAGGCAGGAAAUGUACACACCAUUUUCCUCAUUUUAUUGAGCCGCACAGUACCACCAAAUAUUGUGGGUGGGGAAGCCAGGAAGGGAGGUCAAACUAGCUAUACAACUACACCCUUUUCUACAUUUUCUGCAGUGAUUAAAAGCUUUUGUGGCUGCCCUGGGUGGGUUAUUCCAGCCUGACUGCGUGCUUGGUGUAAAAAUAAUUCUUUCUCAGACUUCACUUUUGGCCUGACUUCCUGGAUCUUUGUCUACUACUCCCUCAAAACUCCCAUCAUCAUAUUUCCUGCCUUUUUGACAAAUGUGUAUACUUUUGGCACCCCUUUUUGCUCUGGGAUGCCCACAAAGGAUGAAUACACAUCUUCUGGUUUUCUAAGUCCCUCAAAUCAGGAGGGAGAGUGGACAAGCAAGCUAACUCUGCACCCACCUCCCCUUGCUACCUGGUCACCAUGCCCACCUCUCUCCAGUAGCUACAGGGAUGACUUUUGAAAGCAGGGAGGCUUCUCUUUUCAUGUAGGCUCCCCCCGCCCCAUGCAGAACCCUGGAGAAUGUUGAAGGAUUUUGAAUGUCUGGGUAGGAUUACUGCCUUCUGACAAAGUCAAAUUAGCUCAUGAAUUUAUGCAGUACAGAGUGGUUCAGUUCAAACAUCACAGUAAACCAUGGUUUAUUGUGAUGGAAACAAGCGUAACCUCCUGCUCCCCCAGACUCAGACACUCUUCUCUCUCUCCCCCCCCCCGCCCUCCAGUGUUGCUGCAAGAAGGUGGUCGAGCAUUUUCACUUCCUUUUUUUCAUUUUCAGCUUAUGUCAUCUGAACCUGACAAAUAGUAUUUAAACUUAGCUUGUUUGGGGGUUGAGCAUAACAGAAAUGGCACAAACUGAAAUUGGAAGUUGGAAGCAAACGCUUCUUAAUUCCUCCUCUCCACAUUUGCAAGUCCAGUGAAGGCUAGGCUCAUUACUAACAUGAUAAAAAUGUGGUAUCUGGGCACAGCCAGUGUCUCAAACAUCAGUUUCAAUGUUAUAACAAUACAUUAGAACAAGUGUGUCAUUUGGUGUGGGUUUUAACUUACUGUGAGUAGUGUAGCCGCCUUAAACCUGACAUCCUCUAGAUGUUUUGAACUCUAGUUGCUUUCAGUCUGAGCUGUCAUGUACUGGCUGAGACCGAUGGGAGUUGUAGUCAAAAACAUCUGGAAGAUAUCAGGUUGGAGAAGGCUGAAACAGCAUGACGUAAAGGGUAUAACUGCACCAGAAUUUCUGCUGUGAUGGACAAUGCUCUGAACAUAUUCCAGAAUUUGGAGGAUUCCUGCAGUUUGAGCUCCCUGGAGGAAGAAUAUUCUUGUUUCACAUUUGCAUUGCCCCACCAUGAUCAGUGUGACAGUGUGUUGCACACUGUAGCACAUGAGUAGGCAAACUAAGGCCUGGGGGCCAGAUGCGGCCCAAUCUCCUUCUACAUCUGGCCUGUGGACAGUCCGGAAAUCAGUGUGUUUUUACAUGAGUGGAAUGUGUCCUUUUAUUUAAAAUGCAUCUCUGGGUUAUUUGUGGGGCAUAGGAAUUCGUUCAUAUAUAUUUUUCAAAAUAUAAUCCGGCCCCCCACAAGGUCUGAGGGACAGUGGACUGGCCCCCUUCUGAAAAAGUUUGCUGACCCCUGACACCCUGGAUUAAAAGACCUCCCUCAGAAGGCAUUUUUUUGUUCCAGUUUUACUGCAGUGAGGUGUUACUUGACUCAAUUAAUGUAACAAGGCCAUUUUUUAAAAAGUGGGCCAUGCAUUUAAGGUAGCCUUUUGACUAUGAGCUGAAAGGUUUUGGUUUCAAUCUAUUUUUUCAAUCUAGCAUUUGGAAAAAGAGGUGUUUGUUUGUGUGUUGGGGUGCAGGAAAGUCUGGCAACGGAAGGUUCCAAGGAAUAAACAGAUUCUCUUGCCCACCCCAGAAAGAGAGGGUAAAAGAAGGAUGGAGAUAGGUUCAAGCCUUUGCUUCUAUCUUAAGGUCUACUCUUAGGAUACAGGUACUUUGGUGGGCACAGACUGGCAUGUUGGAAGUGAACAACUGAGAAUCAAGUAUGGACUUAUAUUUUGUGCUGUAAAGGUGUUCCAUCAAUCUCUCCAGCAUGCUUGAUCCGUAAUAAAUUCAUUUUUGGUUUCUUGAACUGAAUAUGAAGUGUUGCAUGGUUGCUACUUGGUACACCAAGGUAAACCUUUGCUCCUAAGGAGAUGGAAUUACCCAUCCUUUCCCCCCUUCUUAUUCCUCCACCACACCUACUAGGCUUGGGUUUUGUGAACUGCCAUGGUUCUCCAGGGAAUAAAUGCAAAGAUAAAAGCCUGAACUUGGUUUGCUUAGCGUUUGAAGCAGCUACAUUUCCUGGUUCUCAGGAGAGAAGUGGGAGCUUGUUCAUGCUGCUUUAGGGAAUGGUGGAGCCAUUCGUGACUUGGGGUUAUGAGAAGGGUGUGCCUCCUUCGCUAUGUGCUGUCAUGGAAGGUUUCUGCCUCCUGCUUUGCACACAGGACUUGAUUCAUCAACAGCACAGGGAAUAUCUGCCAUCACGCAGGAACAGUCUCCUGCCCUUGAACUAUAGCAAUACGUAUCUGCUUUCACCCCUCUCUUCCCACAAUCUGCGACAAGCAGGGACAAUUAAGGCACUGAAAUCCCAUUGACUUCCAUGAAAUAUGUGUGGUAGGGUGGAUGGAGAUCAAGGGCUGUGUUCAAGGUCACAUGAGUACCAUACAAUAUAUUCCUUUCAGUGUUUCAUUUCCUUCUGGUUUCUCUGUCCAAAAUUUCCCACUCCCCAUGAAAUGUGUAUAUACCUGAAGCUCAGGAAAGUGAUUCAUAUAUCUGACAAAGGGGACAGUAGUUCGUGAAAGCUCAUGCUAUAAUAAAUGUGGCAGUCUUUUAAGGUGCCACAAUGUUUUGUUUGUUUUUCUGCAAAAGGCUAACAUGGCUGACCCCUCUAGAAAGGCAGUUCUCGCCUUUUGGGGCUCAGGCUCUGUUUCGGAAGCUUGCCACACCCACAAACCUAAUGAAAUGUUUUUAGCACCAUCUAGCAAUGCAAUACAAAAAAUAUUGGCCUAUUCUGGUAAUACAACAGGCUCCAUAUCACAGCACCAGAGUUAACCAUUGAGUACAUACUUGGACAGGAUAUGGUUAUAUCACUCCCUGUCAGUUUUCCCUUUAAAAACUUCCUACAAUUCUUUCAUCUUCAUCACAAGGUCUUGGUCCCAGGCUGCCUGCUCCUUUGGUGCUCUCGAGAGGAUUUCCUUCAGAAACUUGAUGCUACUGGGUGCAAAACUGUGUCUGGAACUGUCAAAGCCGCUACCUGGUCUGCGGUCUAGAACUUCAAACACAGAACGCCUGUGUGCCAGUCCUGCCACCAGCCUAGCCAAAGCAGCGCCUGUUUGUUUUGUUAAAGUGCCACUCCCCAGUGGACAUAGCAUGUGCCAAGUUACAACUGAGUGUGGAUUGUUAGCUAAUAUCCAAACAUAUAUAUAUAUACACACAGAGGAUGUGAGCAAGAGCUAAAAAUGAAAGACUGGCAGGAUAGGAAAGUAGCCACCCCUGUGUUGAGCUGGAAGGCUCAAACCCCAUGAACAAUGAUGUAUGGGUGUGUUUCUGCAAAAAGUAAUUGCUGCAUUCACAAUGAUAAGAGGGAGGUGAGGAGUUGGCUUGCUACUCACAUUGCCUUCGGUUUUUGCUACUCCUCACUUGCUCUUUGUGCACAGCAGUGGGAAAAAGGGUUUCCUCUAUCAUUGUAGCUGGAGUCAGACAUUGCAUUCUGAACCCUCAAGAAGAUUGUGGUUGGGGAACCAAGAGCAUGCCAUAGACACUCACAAUCUUGCCUCCUUCUUCUGCAGAGAUUCUACAGGUGUGCAGUGGGUUUGUGUGACUGACAGAUCAAGCUUGUAACUGGAUGAAAUCAGUGGCGUAGCGUGGGGGGUGCAGGGGGGGCCGGCUGCACCGGGCGCAACAUCUGGGGGGGGGCGCGCCCGCACUCGCAGCUCUCUGCCCCUCCCUGGCUCACUCACUCUCUCUCACUGCAGUGCUGGCUGUGUGAAUCCGAUCCGAGCCGCUGGGUCGCCGCCCACUGUGGAGGGGGUGGGUGCCAGGCGUGCGGUGCGGAGAGAGAGAGCGAGGGACUAUCUGGGGGAGGGACAGUGCAGCGGCCACCCAGCGCAGCGCUGAGCGCGGGAGAGAACCACACCAGACCAGCCCAGGCAGCAGCAAGAAGCAGCUGGCAGCGGCGGCAGGUUAGGGGUUAGGGGGCGCAAAUUACUUGCCUUGCCCCGGGUUAGGGGGCGCAAAUUACUUGCCUUGCUGUGGUGACAACCCACGCUACGCCGCUGGAUGAAAUGUUUUAACCAAAUCUCUAGUUCCAGUGAUUUGGGGAAGAAAUGUUGAAACAAAUAUACAGCCUUGGUCAUGUGCUUCUUACUAUUAUGCAAGUUCUGUUUCUAUUUUUUUUUUUUUAAAUAAUUUUUAUUAAAGUUUUAAACAAAGAAAAAAGAAAAAACAACACACACAAAAAGACAAUACAAAUUUAACAAUAAAAACACAAAACAUAACAAUUAAAAACAAACUCUCUUUUCCAUUCCCAAUUUUAAAUUACUUAUUUUCUGGACUUCCUCAUACCUCCCUCUUUUGUAUUCCAAUCUACAUUAUUUGUCCAGCAGUUUCUUUUCCACUUUUUUAAACCCAAUCUUUAAUUUAAUAAAAUAUUAAAAUAUAUAGCUUCAACUUUUUUUAAACAUAAUCCUUGUUCUUAGUGUCAUAUACCUUUAAAUUUUUCCCUUUUAUUAUCAAAUUUCCAUUUCUUUAAACAUCUUUAAUCUUGAUCUUUAAUCUUAAUCUAUCCUUAACUUUAACCUGUACAACUGGAAACCACUUAUUUUCAAUCCAACAUCACUCUAACAUUCCUUAAUUUUGCAGUGUUUCUGAAGAUAGUCUUUGAAUUUCUUCCAGUCUUCCUCCAUCGACUCUUCUCCCUGGUCACGGAUUCUGCCAGUCAUUUCCGCCAAUUCCAUAUAGUCCAUAAGUUUCAUCUGCCAUUCCUCCAGCGUGGGAAGUUCUUGUGUCUUCCAAUACUUUGCGAUGAGUAUUCUUGCUGCUGUUGUUGCAUACAUAAAGAAAGUUCUAUCCCUUUUUAACACCAUUUGGCCCACUAUGCCCAGGAGAAAGGCCUCUGGUUUCUUGGGGAAGGUAUACUUAAAUACCUUUUUUAAUUCAUUAUAUAUCAUUUCCCAGAAAGCCUUAAUCUUUGGGCACGUCCACCAAAGGUGAAAAAAUGUACCUUCAGUUUCUUUACAUUUCCAACAUUUGUUAUCGGGCAAGUGAUAGAUUUUCGCAAGCUUGACUGGGGUUAUGUACCACCUGUAUAUCAUUUUCAUAAUAUUCUCUCUUAAGGCAUUACAUGCCGUAAAUUUCAUACCAGUGGUCCAUAACUGUUCCCAGUCAGCAAACAUAAUGUUAUGUCCUACGUCCUGUGCCCAUUUAAUCAUAGCCGAUUUUACCGUUUCAUCUUGAGUAUUCCAUUUCAGCAGCAAGUUAUACAUUCUUGACAGAUUCUUAGUAUUGGGUUCUAACAAUUCUGUUUCUAAUUUUGAUUUUUCCACCUGGAAGCCAAUUUUCCUGUCUAAUUUAAAUGCCUCCAUUAUUUGAUAAUAAUGAAGCCAGUCUCGCACUUUGUUUUUAGUUUUCAAAACUCUGCAAUUUCAGUCUAUCUCCGUCUUGUUCCAAAAUUUCCCAAUAUUUCGGCCAUUUGACCUCCAUAUUGACCCUUUUCAAGGCUUUCGCUUCCAUUGGUGACAGCCACCUUGGGGUUUUAUUUUCUAGCAAAUCCUUAUAUCUUAUCCAAACAUUAAAUAGCGCUUUCCUGACAAUGUGGUUUUUAAAUGCUUUGUGUGCUUUGACCUUAUCAUACCAUAAAUAUGCAUGCCAUCCAAAUACAUUAUUGAAACCUUCCAAAUCCAAAAUGUCAGUGUUUUCAAGAAGUAGCCAUUCUUUCAACCAGCAAAAAGCUGCUGAUUCAUAAUAGAGUUUGAGGUCUGGCAGGGCAAAUCCACCUCUUUCCUUUGCAUCUGUUAGUAUUUUAAAUUUUAUUCUAGGUUUCUUGCCCUGCCAGACAAAUUUAGAAAUAUCUUUCUGCCACCUCUUGAAACAGUCCAUUUUGUCCACAAUCUGCAAAGUUUGAAACAAAAACAACAUUCUAGGCAAUACAUUCAUUUUUAUCGCAGCAAUACGGCCUAGCAGUGAAAGCUUCAAGUUUGACCAAGUUUCUAACUCUUUUUUCACUUCUGACCAACAUUUUUCAUAAUUAUCUUUAAAUAAAUUCCCAUUUUUUGCUGUCAUGUUAAUCCCCAGGUAUUUAACUUUCUUAACCACUACAAGUUCUGUUUCUAAGGAGCAGGAAGAUUAUUUAAAGAGUUCUGAUAGAGCAGUUGGAGCAUAAAUCCAUCCAGCCCUUCCCUUUGACGCUCUCUUUAAGAUCAUAUGGCUCCCCCUCCCCAUUUAUUUCCUAUAAUUUAAUCUUGUUGGUUUUUUUAGUGUUUGUUGCUUGUUCUUAGAGUCAUUGGAGUUCCACUCCAUCCCUUCUUUCUUAUAAUGUUUUUGAUCUGAGAAUUCAGUGUGGUCUAUUUUAUUUAGUCCUGGUGUCUGGACUGUGCUAAGAGAUGCAAACUGAACUUCAGUUACCUUGUAGCUACAGUCUCUAUUAGAAGCUUUACAUAUAAUUUCAGGAAUCAGAUAACAAAUUAGGGAUGACAACCAAAAGCUGAGUUCAUUCAUGUCCACAAGGCAUCUCUGCCAAUGGCAAACUCUUAGCAGUUGCAUCAUAGUUAAUAAUAGGUGAAGCGAAACUUGAAAGCCAGAUUGUAUGUAUGCAUGUAUAUAUGUUUUAAUUAAUGCAUAUAGAGUUAAUUAGCAUGGUGAAGUGACUACCACUAAAAGAGAACACUUACCUCCCUUCCAUUCAUCGGAGCCAUUAUUUUUAAUCUACAAAAAUAACUAUAGUAUAUCAGAUACUAUAAAGUAGUGAGAGGUGUGACUACUUAAAUGUUGUAUAUUAAAUAUUACAUAAAGCUUGGGAAGCUUAGUAUUGCUUGAAAAGCAUUAGGCAGAGGAAUUUACUGACCUGUCUACAUUUGUUAAAUAACUAGCAAUACGCCCCCGAAAUGGAGGGAACAUGUAUGGUAUAGGAAUCUUCUGUACUUCUCACUCUCAUUUUAUUGCGUUUCCACAUCUCACAGCAAGCCUCUUUUUGCUUCAAAUUUUCAUUUUUAAAACAACAACACACACAAUAACAACAAAAACACAGCAUCCACACUGAGCCUUCUUUAGGUCUCUUUCUUUCACCCUUAUUUACAGGGGUUUCUUGCUUGGCGUAUAUUUUGCCUUAUAAAUGUUCUGUUUGUCCUUUCCUUUCCUAAUGUGAGUAUUGCAGCGCAGAUAGCUUCCUGACUCUACUGAGCAAAACCUGGGCUCCAGCAGACAUGUGUAACUUAGAUUUGAGGUGCUGUUAAUCUGCAUACACAAUAUACAGCUAAAGUACAGUAUAUUCAAAGCACAUUUUCCCCCUUAAAGAAUUAUGGGGCUGUAGUUAGUUAAGAGUUGCUGGGAAUUGUAACUUGGUGAGGGGUGAACCACAGUGCCCAUAAUUCUUUAAGAUCCCAAACCUUUUAGUUGGUAAUGUGCAAUACACAACACCCACCUUCCAGGUAACCCAGAAGUUUCUAAUGAUACAAAUAGGUUUGGGAAGAGAGAUGGGAUUGGUCUGCUGCUGUUUAUGUUCCCAGGCAAAACACUUCCUGCAGGAAAGUGGCCCCCUUUCUUUUAAAUGAAAGAUCAUAAUCCCCCCCUCACCAUUGCCAUUACAGUCGUACCUUGGUUGUUGAACGCCCUGGAACUCAGACAUUUUGGCUCCUGAACAAUCGAAACCCAGAAAUGACUGUUCCAGUUUUUUAAUGUUCUUUCGGAAGCCGAGCAUCCGACGGGGCUUCUGCGGCUUUUGAUUGGCUGCAGGAGCUUCCUGCAGCCAAUCAGAAGCCACAUUUUGGAAGUCGAACAGACUUCCAGAACGGAUUCUGUUCAACUUCCAAGGUACGACUGUACCACUAACCCUUUCAUCUGUCACAACUUCACUGCUUGUGCCCUUCAUUGUGGGAUGCUGAAGAGGUUCAAGAGGGAAAAUGGACAGGAGCUCAAAUAAACAGACUUAUGAACAUGGAACAUUAGAAGGAUACUUUAUAUGUGGGAAACAAGCAAAUAAUAAUAAUGAUGAUAAUAAUUUUAUUACUUAUACCCCGCCCAUCUGACCAGGCCUCCCCAGCCACUCGGGGCAGCUUCCAACAGGAUAUUAAGAACACAAUAAAACAUCAAACAUUAAAAACUUCUCUAAACAGGGCUACUUUCAUGUCUUCUAAAUCAUAUUAUGAUUCUGUUGCUGCAAUACUGAAUGGCAUUAAGAAAACUGAGGCUUCAAUCCCGAGUACACUUAUUAUGGGAUUAGCCCAAAUGCAGGGGACAUUUGGCUCUUCACAUGUUGCUGAACGACAACUGCCAUCAUUCCUGUCCGUUCGCCAUGCUUGUUGGGGCUGGGAUUAAUAGUUCAGCAAAACUGAGAAGGGCAAAGUUUUCCCAUGCCUGCAUUUAACUGCACUUACACUCCACUCAGGCAGAAUAAAUUAACUCUGCAUUGUCCCCUAAAGUGCAACUCCACCUCCAGAUUUUCUCUCUCUUCCCCUGCCCUAGGAGAAGCACUGCUUCAGAGCUUUGUUAUCUGCUGCAGAGCUGUUAAUAAAGCAAUUAAUGUCUUAUAUAGAGCUUUAAUCAAUAAUCAAGGCUCAGCAGGACUAAUUUCUGAUGAAAUACUUAGGACUGUGCUACACGGCUGCUGUCGUCAUGUUUGAUUUGCUGGUAUUAAGACGUAUUUACAUGCAGCAGUACAUUUCAGAUCUGCAGGAUUAUCACAUAGGAUAUCUGUGUAGGAAUUUCAUUGUGAAUGAGACAAAUGAGUAUGAAUGGUGAGUGGGCACACAGAUGCAAUGACAUAAAUGCAGUAUAUUCUUAAAAUUGCUUCUGUAAUAGGGGAUUUGAGGUGCAUGUGGCAAUAGUGGUGAAGAGGAAAAAAAGCAGGACAUAUGGCCAGAGAAAUUGCACCAAGAAGGCUUGCAGCUUUUCAUCCUAUUCCUUUCUCCCACCUUGCAAACUUUGAGCUCUGCCUGCAUCCAAAAUGCAUAUCAUUUCCUAAAGUUCUUUGCUGUGUUCCUUGCGAUAGGUUUGUAUAUGUCAAAAGAAGCGAAAGAUUUCACUAGUCACAGUUCCAGAGGGAGGUAACGAAAAGCUCCACAGCCAAACCUUGAACAGCUUUGGGCAAGAAGAAAACAUUAUGAAAUCUUUUCCAAACUGCUGCUGCGUUAUUCCCAGGCAGGCUGAGGAAAGUGAAGUUGUUUCUUUUCUUUUUCAAACCAAAAGUAAAUGACUCAUGUUGCACACCAUUUCAAUAUGGCAUUUCUUCUUCUACAGAGUCUUUUUCAUUCCUGAAAAUGACAGUCAGCUUUUAUACGAAGCCCAUUUGUUUACUUUUGCUCAGACUUCCAAAAAUAUCUGCAAGUAUGGACGACCUCCUUCUUUGGUCUGCUCAACUGAGAAACAGAGUGUGAGAAACCCUAAUCCCUCUUCUUUUGGAACAAUUUUCCUCCAGCAGAUUUCUAGAUACUGCCUAUUUUUAUCUCUUCUUCUGGUUUAUUUAUACACUCAUUCAUGCUGAGUGACUAGCGGGUAUUUUUGUUCCAUCAAUCGUUCACAUUUUUUCCCCUUUGGCUACUAGUAUGAAUGUUUUUGAUGCUGAAAACUAUUCAGUUUCUGAAAACCCUGUUUAUUUCUGUUGGGUUUUAUUGACAUAGGCCUAGUUCACAUGUCACAUUAACCAUAGUUUAAAACAUGGGUAGGCAAACCAAGGCCGGGGGCUGGAUCUGGCCCAAUCGCCUUCUAAAUCCAGCCUGGGGACGGUCCGAGAAUCAGCAUGUUUUUACAUGAGUAGAAUGUGUGCUUUUAUUUAAAAUGCAUCUCUGGAUUAUUUGUGGGACACAGGAAUUCAUUCUUUUUUUCUUUUUCAAAAUAAAGUCCGGCCCCCCACAAGGUCUGAGGGACAGUGGACCAGCCCCCUGCUAAAAAAGUUUGAUGACCCCUGGUUUAAAACAAUCUAUGGUUUUAUGUGUAUGCUGCUCAAAAGCUUUUGUGGUACUUUUCCUCCACUCCUGAUGCAUGGCAGAUGACAGAGGCGGAGCUAGCUGCUCCGGCACCCAGAGUGUGUACACUGGGGGGGUGGCUAGCUGCCCACGGUAAGCGUCCAUGGGGGGCAUCGCGGCAAUGUCACCCCUCCCUCACAGAUGACACCCGAGGGGGGCUGCAUCCACCCCCCUUUCUCCGCCAGUGGCAGAUGAAACCAGGCACAGCCUUGCAUGUCAUGUUCCCUGGUUCGCCCCAACUCAUGAAUUGUUUCCAAACAAAUCACAAGCAGUAGCUAUGUUUUGUGCAUAUUAUUUGUUUGGGGAGGUAAAUUUACCCAGGCAUGCUCGGGUAAAUUUUUUAUUUGUUUGUUUGUUUUAAACUCACAUUUUGACCAAAAAAAUGUGGCUGUGCUCUUGGUUUGGGAUUUGUUGUUGUUGUUUAGUCGUUUAGUCGUGUCCGACUCUUCGUGACCCCAUGGACCAGAGCACGCCAGACACUCCUGUCUUCCACUGCCUCCCGCAGUUUGGUCAGACUCAUGUUUGUAGCUUCCAGAACACUGUCCAACCAUCUCAUCCUCUGUCGUCCCCUUCUUCUUGUGCCCUCAAUCUUUCCCAACAUUAGGGUCUUUUCCAGGGAGUCUUCUCUUCUCAUGAGGUGGCCAAAGUAUUGGAGCCUCAGCUUCACGAUCUGUCCUUCCAGUGAGGGUCAGAUGCAGUUUACAGUGGUGCCCCGCAAGACGAAUGCCUCGCAAGAUGAAAAACUCGCUAGACGAAAAGAUUUUGCGUUUUUUGAGUCGUUCUGCAAGACGAAUUUCCCUAUGGGCUUGCUUCGCAAGACGAAACGUCUUGCGAGUUUGUUUCCUUUUUCUUAAAGCCGCUAAGCCGCUAAUAGCCGUGCUUUGCAAGACGAAAAACCACAAGACGAAGAGACUCGCAGAACGGAUUAAUUUCGUCUUGCGAGGCACCACUGUACAAUGCCUGAUAAUGGGAACAGGGUGCUUGCUGGAUAUGUCCCAAAUAUGUGACCUCUCAAUCCCUGCCCAUCAUAACUAGUGAAAUCAAGCAGGGUUAGGGGGGAUUGGCAGGGGUUCCAGGGAGUGGUGAAUGCUUUCUUACAAGAGGGGGUGCUGCCUGCCACCUUAAGGAGGUGGUAGUGUGUCUACUCCUGAGAAAACCAGCCCUGGGCCCAACGGAGUGCAAUAGCAAUAUUUUAGGACCCACCCUAUUUUUUGUGAUUGCAUGUUUAAAUUAUUUUUGGAGGCAAUUGUAGGUUUUUAAGCUUGCAUUUUAAAUUGUUGUAACUCACCCUGAUACCUUGCGGUGAAAUUAAAGGAAUAAAUUAAAACAAUACUACUCCUACUCCGGGACGCGGGUGGCGCUGUGGGUUAAACCACAGAGCCUAGGACUUGCCGAUCAGAAGGUUGGCGGUUUGAAUCCCCGUGACGGGGUGAGCUCCCGUUGCUCGGACUGCCAACCUAGCAGUUUGAAAGCACGUCAAAGUGCAAGUAGAUAAAUAGGUACCGCUCCGGCGGGAAGGUAAACGGCGUUUCCGUGCGCUGCUCUGGUUCGCCAGAAGUGGCUUAGUCAUGCUGGCCACAUGACCCAGAAGCUGCACGCCGGCUCCAUCGGCCAGUAAAGCGAGAUGAGCGCCGCAACACCAGAGUCGGCCACGACUGGACCUAAUGGUCAGGGGUCCCUUUACAUUUACCUUACUCCUACUCCAACUUAUAAUAACUAUUGCUCAGUCGUAAAUGCUCCCUUUUUGAGGAAGGUGGUAGAGUGGAUCAUAGUGGAACAACUACAGACAUUCCUGGAUGAGACUGAUUAUCUGGAUCCAUCCCAGUUUGGGUUUAGGCCCGGAUUUGGUACCCAAUCAGCUGGAUGACCUUUAUAGAGAAAAGGGCUUGUUGCCUUCACGUCCUUGCACUUGACUGACUAGUGUUGCAAAUAGGGUGCUUGUCUAGAAAGAUCCUUGGUCUGAUCCAAAAGUGCAACUGAUAAUGAUUUAUUUCUGGUUUCCAAGUACUGUAGUUAGUGGUUCUAGAGAGAAAGCUCACCGAUAGCAUGACGAGGUCCUGAGAGGGCAUUCAAUCUGAAAUAGUUGUUUAUCUUAUUUUUCUCUUCAUAUGGAUACCGAUAUAAUGCCUUCCUUUUUGCUAAACCUUUUGUCUAGCAUUAUCAGCCAUAUUCUGACCUACAUAUUAGAUUUAGUUGAACAUGGGGGUGUUGGCUGCAGGUAUCCGGUGUCUCUUAACUAAUCAGGCUGCAUUAUUUUUAGCGUCAUGUUUGUCUUCUGCUGAAUGUCUGCAAUGUGAAAAAUUUAUGUUCAAGAACAAGGUGUGCUGGCUUCAAGUUUUGCAGCAGGGUCCACCCUUCUUUUCCUGUCUGACGUCCAGGUUCCUGUUUGUUGGCCCAGGCUCCAUAAAUGCUCUUGGCCUGCCGCUGAAUUAUGAAUACCACUCUUCUUACAGAUUAGUGAACUUUUGUAUUCCUCUGUUCCUCACGAAGGAGAAAAAAAAGUCUGUGGUUUUCAGCUGAUGUAUUUCAUUCCUGGAGUUGCAGCAUUACCAUGUCUGUCUUUCAGUGGACCUAUUGUUUUAGGCGGGGCAGAAAGCAGGAGCCUAGACUCAGGUGUCAGGAUUGGGAAAGCUGAACUUCCUGGGCUAUUUCCUUAAUUGUCAUUGUAGCUGGAGUGAGGUAUUACAGAGGGGUGGGGAACCUGUGGCCCUCCAAAUGUUGUUGGAUUUCAAUGCCUAUUAGGCCCAGCCAGCAUGGACAGUAUUUAGGGAUGUUGGGAGUUGUAGUCCAACAACAUUUGGGUGGACAUGGGGUCCCCACCCCUGGAAUACAGGUUAGAUCCAUGUGGUACCAGUUAAGCUGGUAAAUUAAUAUGCUGCUUCCCAUUUUAAAUGGCUAUCCAAGCACUUCCCUCCUGCUCUGAAUUAACUCUGAGAAAUGUUAGGAACUGGAAACCAAACAGAGGGAGCUUUGUUAUCCUCUUAAAUUGAAAAGACAGUGUCAUGUGUUAUCUAAUGGCUAAAGUGUCCAGUGACAGCCUUGUAUUAUUAGGCUUCUGCUACUCUCACAUUCUUAUCUAAAGCAUCAAACAUGUAGGAAAGCCUCAGCGGAGCUGAGAGUUUCUCUGCAAAAGCCUUCUCCACCAGCAAAGGAUGAAACCAGAAGUAACACACUCUGCUUCUGCUGCAUCAUUGAAUCAGUUGUUGAUUUCGGAGCAGCGCCUGUAUGCAUGUUGCUCAAAUUCUUCUUUCCCAGUCAAAGAGUAGCAUUGGAUUGACAUGUGAGGUAGAUUUUGUAUGUUUGUGUGGAAGUUGCCUUCCAUGGGGUAGUUUUCUUUUAAUGAGUGGUCAUGGAAGAAACUGAAUAGGUGAGGGGCUGUUCUGUUCUAUGGACUUUAACCAUAGUUCCAGUUUUGUUUUGUUUUUUUAAUACUGUUUUUAUUUAUUGUCAUGGUAUAGAAGAUAAAUUUUGAGAAAACAAUUGUUACAACAGUAAACAACAAGUAACUUAUACUUGUCCUGAUAAAAUGGUACAAAAUAAUGUGCAAGUUUCCGAGUUCUCCAGAACUUUACAUCAGUUAAGGUGUGUACAUUGGAGACUACCACUGCACAUGCAGAGAUGACAGCUUAUUGAAUAGGAGUUUGGGGGGUUGGGAAUGGUUGAAGGCACAGGGAAAGCAAAGAAGUGAAGAUGUCUUUUGUCUGUCUUGAAUCUCCCUACGUUCAGCUUCAUUGAAUGUCCCCGAGCUGAAGCAUUUUGAGAGGGAGGAAUAUUUAACUCUAUCCAUUUUCUUCACCACAUGCAUAAUUUUGUACAGCUCUAUCAUGUCUCCUCUUACUCCUUUUCUCUAAAGUAUAAAGUGCCAAAUGUUGGAAGUAUAACUACAGGUGAAGAUGGUAAGAGAGGGAUCCGAAUUAUCAUAUACUCAUCAGGUUACUCAGUGUACUUUAGAUUUGAAGCAUUCACACUCACCUUCUGAAACAUGAAGAAACUGAUCACACCCAUAAAGCAGACAAUGAGAGAUUCCAGGAGGCUGAGGUGACUUGAGCAAAAGGAAACGAAAGGGAACUCAGUGCUGGCUCUUUAUGAUGCAGCAAACUGGAAGGCUUGAACCACCUAAACAAACUGGCAUUCAAAUACAAUGAGCUUGGUGUGGGAGAUGAACUCAGUGCCAGCAACAGUGACAGAUCCUAGAUUACUCCUUGUCCCACUGCCUACACCCCCCUCACCUUGCCUAUAUGUCAUAAAUUUGGGUAACUAUGGUGGUGGGAAGCAUUAGUUACAUAAACACACACACACACACAUUUCGGGGUAGCGUUAGCAGUAUUAAUAGUAUAAUAUUAAAAUGGCUAGAUGUUGCUUUAUACUGGUUGAAAAAAGCAUAGCCUCCAAAUAUAUCAACAUGCCAAUCCUGUGAAAAUGCAUUAAGUUUGGUCCAACACUGGCCCAGUUCGCAAGUAAUGCUAGAAUAAAUUAUGACUUAGCACAAAUAAGCCAACGCGUGGACUCCUGGAGAGAUUGCAGCUGCUUUGUUUCUCCCUGGUCAUCAUGUUGCUGCUCUGUACUAAGCUAUGGUUUGGUUUAGCACAUCAUCUGAAAAUAGUGUGUCAUAUGGUUUAUGGCUCAUUGUUUCUCUGUGAGAGCUUACAUGUGAGCCUGGUUCAAGUAACAUGAUUUCCAUGCAGUGCAGCAGCAAAAAGUCUAUGGGGAUCAGCCACAACCUCCGCUUUGAAAGCCCACAUGUUUACUCACUUGUGCUAAGCCAUAUUUUGCAUGCAGAUGAGGGCACUGCAUGUCUAAUAAUAAUAAUAAUAAUGAUCUCAUUUUGAAGAGCCAGCAUGGCACAGCGAUUAGGUAAGCUGAAACCCCAGUUGUUGAAUCCUAAUAAAUUCAUAUUAUUUCCUUGUUAUGUAUUUGGAAAUUGCUACUCAAAAAUUUCCAUGGUUUUGGCUAGCUCUCAGCCUGUUUUCCUCCCACGGAGUUGCUGUGAGGCACAACAAACACCUCUUUGGGAGAAAUGAUUUAACAAAAGAUGGGGAGGGAGGGAGAAAUGAGGAGAAAAUUCAGAUCAUUUGAUCAGUUGAUUCAAAUCAACUGACACUACCAUUUUCUUAGCACUAACCUGGAACAGGGCUGUCUGUGUGUGUGUGUAUCCCCACUUGCCUCUUGGGUAUAUAUGUUUAGCUGUUCUAUAGACUGUCAUGCUUGCUAUCCUAAGCCUUAAAGCUUUCUUGAAAUUAGUGAGAGGUACUUUAUUUAUUAUUUCCAAAUAAUGUGAUAGUAAUAGCAAGACAAACAUUCAUUUUUUUACAAACUAUUGUUCCUAUGAUGGUUUUGCAGACUAUACGAUGGGAUAAACAUUUUGCAAAUAGCAAGAAAGGAGGCUGUACCUCUUUACUGGAGCCAAUAUCUGUUCCUUUGUGUAAUAUAUCUGUGGUAUUGCUUUGUUUUGUAACCUGGUUACCUUUAGAAAAUAUGCAUCUGCUCAAGUUAGAAAUCUUAUUUGAUCUUUCUAGCUUUAAAUAUGUAUUUUCCUAGUGUGUUUCCCCCCCUAGUCUAUUUUCUCCAAUCUAAAUUCAUUAACAAGCUUCUAACAAUAGCAUGGCAUUGUCUCACAUGUGUCAGGUAGUUUAACAUCUGGUUCUAGCAUAAAUUAUAGAGUGGGCCUCUGUGUCCUUUUUUGGUCUACUUAGGCCGGAGAGGCUUGAAGGUGGGUAUGACAGUCACUCAAAUCCUUUUCACCCUGCUGCAUACAUUAAUUUCUUUUGUACCACUGUCAUCUCUGGUCAAACAGAUUUUGCAGCGAUAUGAAAUGGGAAUAAACCCAUAGGCAGAGAAGAUAGCAGGAGGACUAUGGGCAGCGCUGCAUUUAUCAUAUUGGGAGAAAUUCGACAUCACACUCUUGUGAUUUCAGCUUGCCAGACAGAAUAAUCGCCACUUUGCCAAUCCCAAUAUUGCAGGGCAUGUGCAGGGAGAGGAGGGAGGAAGACCCCUUACACAAGUAGAAUUCAUUGCACAGAAUUGCACUUAUGGGACUCAUUAGGUGAAUCCUGCCCACUAUGUUUAUGACACCUCAGAAAUAACCAUUGUUUCGUCUGUACCGUAAUUUAGCCUCCUACUCAUUCAUUGUUGGUUUCUCUGAAGUCAAUUCAAGUCUUGGGACUGAUGUGAGGUGUAUCAGAAUGAAUGUAUUUCCUUUAAAUAAAUUUGUUACUAUGUAUUUAUAGAUGGCAUUGUUGGGUUAAAUGUCUGCCACUAAAAAUAUUUGCUUAAAAUGUAACUUUAAAAAUAGUAGCCUGUAAUUUGGUGUUGCUAAGCUCCUUUGUGUUUUUCUUCUUCUUCAAAGACACCAAUCAGCUUUAGUUUCACUAUCACCAUUUAUACUAAUAAUAAUAUUUUUGAGAAAGUCCACUUUAAUUCCAUAGAGGCCAGUUUCAAAAUUAUUGUAAACAAAGCAAUAUCACCUCCAGACUGUCAGUAUUUUGUAGUACAGUGGAUGCUUGGGUUGCGAACGUGAUCCAUGCGGGAGGCACGUUCGCAAUGUGCAGCGCCACGUCUGUACACACGUGAGUCGCAAUUCAUGCGCAAAGUGCAAUUUAGUGCUUCUGCGCAUGCGCAAGCGCCAAAACCCGGAAGUAACCCGUUCCGGUACUUCCAUGUUCGGUGUGGUGCACAACCUGAAAACAUGCAACCUAAAGCAUCUGUAACCUGAGGUAUGACUGUAUUAUUAUUAUUAUUAUUAUUAUUAUUAUUAUUAAUUUAUUAUUUAUACCCUGCCCAUCUGGCUGGGUUUCCCCAGCCACUCUGGGUGGCUUCCAACAAAGAUUAAAAAUACAUUAAAAUGUCACACAUUAAAAACUUCCCUAAACAGGAGGGAUUCAAACACAUACCAGGAAAUAUAUGUGUGGACUAAGCACCAGAGCAACAAAUCCAAUUUCAAAAAGAAACUUUAAUUUUUUGUGGUUAGGAAGGUGAUGUGGAAAUGCAUUCAGAAGUGUGGAAGGAAGGAAUGAUUAACAGGAAGAUGUAUAAACACCCAGCAAACAAACCAGUGUGAAUGGAAAAUAAAUAAGCCAUAACAAUGAGUUCAAAGAUCACAUGCUUUUGAAUAAUAAAAUAUCAUUCUACAAAACAACUGGAACAGCUGUACUAGAAAGAGGAAGAAGAUGUGUACCAAUAUCCUGCCAUUGCCAUGCAUGAUUCAUAUUGGACACUGUUGUAGCAAGCAAAAAGCCUUUGAAAACUUGACUUCCAUUGUGCCCAACUUGUUUACACUGAGGGAAAGCUUCAUCAAAAUUGCACCAUUAACUGGGCAGCCAUAGCUAAUAUGCAUACACUGUCUAUAAUUAAAAUCCGUGUGCCAUUUCCAUCAACAAUUUGCGGUGUGACAAACUGUGCUGCCUGCACUCUGUAAAAUUACGAUUAUGGAAUUCUUGCCCUCAGAGCUGAAAUACCUGGGCUAGUCAUGUCAUUGGAUCACUGUGAUAUAUGGCCGUAAAGCAGGAACAAAGGAAGUUGCUUUAUACUGAGUGAGAUCAUUGCUCCAUCUAGCUCAAUACUGCCUUCACUAACUGGCAGCAGCUCUCCAGGAUUCCAGACAGAGGUCUGUCCUAGCCCUACAACAAUAGGCUGGAGACUGAACCUGAGACCUUUUGCAUGUAAAGUGUCUGCUCUAUCGCUGAGCUGCAGUCCUGCCUUCUUCCAAUAAUGAUAAAUGAAAAACAUACUACAUUUGAACAUGAACUCUUUUUCUUAACCACCUUUUUACCUCUAACAAAGUUGCUAUCACUUAUUAAGAAUAUUUCUAUAACUGAGGCUGCAAUACAGUGUGGGAGAGGGAGACGUUCCAGAAGCAGAAAUUAGUAGAGUGUGGCUUCCGUUUGGGAGGACAGAUAACUAGAAACUCAUGACAACUUUCUAAAAUUUGAUUUCUGUACACACAUACAAGUAGACAAUAUAUUCAGUGCUAGUUUUCCUAGAAAAAGAGGUACCGGAACUCACCAUUAACUUCUCCAUUGUUCUCUUAGAAUGGCAAUGGAGCCCACCUGAGAGGUGCCAGAGCUGAGCUCUGGGGAGCUCCAGCUGGGAAAAAAGCCCUGAAUAUAUUACUCCCCUAUAGCAAAUCUGCUGCUCCUCAUGAGAUUCUCAAGACAGAGCGCACUGAUAAAGAUACAUUUUCACUUCAGUGCUCAUUCUCUCUCUCUCUUUCAUCAAGCAAAUAAGUAAACGAAAUGUAAAUGCUGUAGUUCCUCAGUCUCAACUAAACCAUGCCUAUCUGUUACAGGUGAAUGCCCUGAAAGCAGUAUGA
Messenger RNA from Podarcis lilfordi (Lilford's wall lizard), 44077 nucleotides. The record is from the annotation of a GenBank genome assembly. Lineage: Eukaryota; Metazoa; Chordata; Lepidosauria; Squamata; Lacertidae.